Messenger RNA from Coccomyxa subellipsoidea C-169, 1800 nucleotides. RefSeq lists its product as hypothetical. Gene Ontology annotation, molecular function: protein binding. The coding region runs from base 1 to 1800 and encodes 599 amino acids. The transcript is spliced from 14 exons. The record is from RefSeq and is a predicted model, not a curated record. Lineage: Eukaryota; Viridiplantae; Chlorophyta; Trebouxiophyceae; Coccomyxaceae. Gene Ontology annotation, cellular component: membrane.
AUGCUACUGAGCAAUGCGCUCACUCCACAGCUGGAGCAGCUGUGGAAGGAGGGCAGUUCACAGCAGAAGCUCAUCAUCAAGCUGUGCGAAGCAAUUGUGGAGGGCGAUGCUGCAGCCAUGAAGGAAUUGCUUGCAUCGGAUGAAGUUCUGGCGACUGUGCGGUCUAGCAAUUUUGACCUGCUGUCGGGCAAGGGCAUACUGCACUGCGCAGCAAGGGAGGGGCACUUGAACAUCAUAGAGAUGCUGCUCGAGGCUGGAGCCCCAAUCAAUGCCCAGGACGGCCAUGGCUUGACUACUCUGCAGAUGUGGUUGUUCUACGCUGUAAGUCUGCCGCUGACGGUGGUGGGAGUGGUGUACACUCUUCGCUAUGUGCCUUCAAGGGGCACCAGUUGGCUUGUUAAGGGUCAACAUCUGGAUCUACUGAGGCAAUGGUGGCGGAUAUCGUACUGGUAUGGGUUCAUCGCCCAGUUCACAUUUUUGCCCUUCCACCAGGAGUAUGUGGACUCAGGAGCUUUCACCGUGUGCGGGCGACUAGGAACUGCAUUGAAGAACAACUUGAUAUUCUAUGCAGUCCUGAUGGCCGUUGGGGCUUUUGGGCUCGUGCUGCUCCUUAUCACCGGCGAACUGGCGCCUGCAAAUGUCCUUGGCUUCUGCAUCGCAGCUUCAAAUGCGUUCGGUCUCAUAGCAGGCAUUUUCUUGAUGGGCUAUGGCUUGGUGGCUGUACCAAGGGAUCUGGAGAAGACUGCAGCGCUGGUGCAAAAGGUGUCUGCCACUUUUGGUCGGCGGGAUUCUCUUCGGCAAUAUAUGGACCGCAUCGAAGCCAUGAUCUCAAAGUCUGGCGAGGCGUCAGCUCUGGGUGCUGGUGAUGUGGAGGAUGGUGCUGACCUGGACUACUUUGACUUGGAGGACCUGGCGAAGCUGCGCAGGCAUGUGCGCAGGGCCAUCGAGGACACGCAGCGUGAGCGCGAAAUUUACCAUGACAUCGUGCUGCAGUACUUUGAGGUGUCUGAUGUGCUGAGCAACAGGCUGAAGAGAGGACAACCGUUUGUGUCCACCACACGGCAGCAUCAAUUACCCAAGGUGCUCGGGCACAUAGAGUGGUGGUGGCGUUGUGUGCUGCGUGGCUGGUUGUACAGGUUGCUGGCGCUUGUAUUUGCUGCCCUGUCGGUUGCCAUUGUGAUCGCGGAGGCGACCAUAUCUCCAUAUGUGCCGAACCUAUCAGUGUUCUCGCGUGCCCUGCACGCAACUUCUGGGAAUGAGCUUGCAACGGAGCUGCUGACUUUCGUGUCCCUGGCAUACCCCUGCUUGUGCGCAUACUAUGCCAUCUUUAAGCUCGGACGCUUCUCCUUUUAUCUGCUGGUGCCUGGCCAUACGUCCGCAUAUUCCCUGCUGGCCAAUGCCAUGCUGAUGUCCCGGUUUGCUCCUCCGUUGGCGUUCAACUUCAUGGCGGGCAUAGCCCUGCCACCCUCCAAGAGCUCCGGGAGAGAUGUGACAGAGACGGUGUUCUAUGAGGAGUUUGGGGUUCUGAUGAUGCGUCAACCACUCAUCGGUUGGGACUUUACCACGUACUUGCCGGCGGCCCUUGUGCCGUACAUGCUCAUGCUUGUCUUUAAUGUGUUCAACCGCGUGGCGUCCAUGUUCACUCGCUCGGACAGCAUUGAGUUUGACGAUGACUUUGAGACAAAGAGCGGAGCUGCUGCAAAAGGGCUGAGGCUUUUGCAAAUGGAAUUAGACAAUCACAAUGCUGGACGUCCGCUGGGCUUGACGAUCACCGUCUCAGGUCAGUGUCCAUUUACUUGA